Molecule: messenger RNA, 585 nt
Organism: Toxoplasma gondii ME49
Lineage: Eukaryota; Apicomplexa; Conoidasida; Eucoccidiorida; Sarcocystidae
Exons: 1
Coding region: 1-585 (194 amino acids)
Source: RefSeq, a predicted model, not a curated record
AUGGACGCGUACUUCUCCUUCCACAAACCGUCCGCAGAUGAGGAACGAAAUGUCGAGGACGAUUACUUGGAGCUCGUGGAUCCGGCGUUCUGGGACGCGAGCCGGUACCUGAAACUUGCGGAGACUGUGUUUGGUGUGUUGGACACCGAGUUUGAAGAGGCGCUAAAGGCGGCCGGAAAGGCCCUCGCUCGCGACCAAGAGAAGGAAAUCUCGAAGGGAGUUCCGUCAGGAGUAGAUCUGAAGAAGGCCUUACUUUCCAAGCUGGAAGUCGCGAUCGAAAACGGGGCAGGCCGCGAGGCGAAGGAAACGGAGGAGCGAGCAGGCGACGCGACCGGUGAAGCAGGAGUCGGCGGUGAGGCGGCCGAACCUAACAAAGACGCGCAAGAGAAUGAAGACGGACAAAGGUUUCUGCGACGCGGAAUGUCUCACGAGUUACGCGAAGCAAAGCAAAAGGGCGCCAGGUGGUUGUUUGACUCCGCUAAACUCGAAGACGUCAACUUGUCAAGCAUGCUCCUGGUUGCACUCUCCGUCGCGCUCGAGAAAAUCCCCAUUCCUGACUUGUCUUUCCUUGACACACUCCUUUAG